Molecule: messenger RNA, 1950 nt
Organism: Diaporthe amygdali
Lineage: Eukaryota; Fungi; Ascomycota; Sordariomycetes; Diaporthales; Diaporthaceae
Exons: 1
Coding region: 1-1950 (649 amino acids)
Source: RefSeq, a predicted model, not a curated record
AUGCGGCUCCUGAACGCCAAGACGCACAGACUCGAGAGCUACGAUGAUGAGCAGUCUGUCCCCGGCGGCUAUGCCAUCUUGUCUCACACCUGGGGGAAUGAAGACCAGGAAAUAUCGUUCGAAGACUUCAAAGAAUUCCGGCUCCAUCUAGGACCAUCUUCGGCAUCCGCGUUGCCCUCACCUGAAGAUAUUCAGACCGCGAGGCAGGCACUUCCCGAGUCCAAAGCUCCCGGCUGGGCCAAGAUAGAUGGCACCUGCGACCUGGCUCUCGAGUAUGGGUACUCAUACGUGUGGAUUGACACGUUCUGUAUCGACAAGUCCAGCAGCGCUGAGCUACAGGAGUCGAUCAACUCCAUGUUCCGGUGGUACGAAAAGGCCAGCAUCUGCUUUGCCUACCUUUCUGAUGUCGCGUCGCUGGAUGGUGCUCAGGAUGCAGGAUCGGAGUUCCGAAGGUCAAAGUGGUUUACACGGGGCUGGACGUUGCAAGAGCUUCUCGCGCCGUCAAGCCUAGACUUUUUCGACCGGUCAUGGCGGAAAAUUGGCGACAAGUCAGGUCUUUCGGGGAUCAUUCAGGAGGUUACCGGUAUCAAUUCCCAGUACAUCAUCGGAGUGCCUAUGUCAAAUGGCGCCUCUGUCUAUCAGUAUAUUUCGCGGGCGAGCGUAGCGGAGAGGAUGUCGUGGGCUUCUCGCAGGCGCACCACGAGACCAGAAGACCUGGCAUACUGCCUGCUGGGUAUCUUUGAUAUUCAUAUCCCGAUGCUGUACGGAGAGGGUCUGCAUGCAUUUCAGAGAUUGCAAGAGGAGAUAAUGAAAGUUACAGAUGAUACUUCUUUGUUCGCCUGGGGAUUAGGAAGGGUGUGGAACUCGUCAGAACAUUCUAGUAUUUUGGCCCCGGCUCCAGAGUAUUUUGAGCACUGCUCAGACAUCGAGAUCAUGGACCUUGUCGACUUCAAGCGUCCCUCGUUCCAUCUAUCACAGCAGGGCUUGGUUGUUGACCUGCCGAUAGUGCAGGAUCGCAAGUUUGACAACAUCUCAUAUCUCAUCCUGCACUGCGGCAUCGCAUCUGACUCUGAUCAGAAGGUCAGUCUCGUCGCCGUGCCCAUCGUGUCCACCCGUGCGGCAGAAUCUCAUCGCGAAUGGGAUGCGGAUGGAAAUUUUAUUCGGCCCAUAUGGUGCACGCCCUUGCUCGUGUCAACCACAUUCCUCGACUCGGCAACAACUGCAAGGGCACUUAUAGUCAGGUCAUCCCCGGCAAAUGACCAUUUGUGGACUGUUCCAAUCUCUCUGAAAGCCCCAAGGGAGAACACAGAGAACCCUCAUUGGAGUCUCCUUGGUGUCUACCCCCCGCAACCAACUAGGCAGGGCGGCUGCUUCGUGUCACUAUACGAAUUCCCAUAUGUCGCUCGCGCAAGCAGUCGGCAAGUCCACCUUGUCCAGCUAUCGACCCCCACGCCCGAGACUCCUACACAGCCUUCCAGGGAUCUGAAGUUCACCACACCGCCAAAGGACGGAAUGGUUUCUCUCCACAUUGACACUGAACUAGGGGCGUUUAUCUUGCUCCUGAACUACCAGAUCGGAGGCCCACGUCAGAUGAAGUCUGGUGGGGCUGUGCUUUCUUUUGGGUACUGGUCGUCGCUCAAGUCGAUGAGUUGUCGCCUAUUUCCUUGUCCGAGAGACAAGGACGCCGAGACUGUCCAGAGAACCGUGGCAAGAUUGUCUCUGACGUCCAAGGGACCAGGAGAGAUCCCGUGUUCAGAUGUGGACGGCGAUGAGUGCAGAGUGCGUUUUGCACCUGCCGGUUGCGAUGGGUUCUUAGACGUGUUCUGGGAGACGACGCCAGUCCGCCAGGAGGCGAGGCGCCAGGGAAGGACUGGGGAUCAGAUCCAUCGCAUUAGUGUUGUUGAGAUAUUUGUCACAAAGGGACAAAUCAAAACUUUACCAUUAGUAUAG